Babjeviella inositovora NRRL Y-12698 is the source of this 1389-nucleotide messenger RNA. It is a transcript of the gene HOS2, whose product is annotated as histone deacetylase. The record is from RefSeq and is a predicted model, not a curated record. Bases 1 to 1389 code for a protein of 462 amino acids. The transcript has a single exon. NCBI's taxonomy places the organism in Eukaryota, Fungi, Ascomycota, Pichiomycetes, Serinales. Gene Ontology annotation, molecular function: histone deacetylase activity.
AUGAGCGACUGGGAUGAGUCGACGCUACAGCGUGACAUCAAAACCGAGGGCCAUGCGCCUACCUACACCAAGCUUUAUAAUGCCACGUACAACCCGCGAGUAUCGUACCACUACAACCCAGAUGUCAGCAAGUACCACUACGGGGUGCGGCAUCCAAUGAAGCCGUUCCGACUUAUGCUCACGGACCAAUUGGUGAUCAGCUACAAACUCCACGAACAGAUGGACUUGUACUAUCCGCGCCGCGCAACCAAGGACGAGCUCACGGCGUUCCACUCCGAAGAUUACGUUGAUUUUCUCCGGCAGGUGACGCCCGACAACUCCAGCAAGUACCUCGAAGCGUUGCGCGAGUUCAACAUUGGGGACGACUGUCCGGUGUUUGACGGGAUGUACGACUACUCUUCGAUCUAUGCGGGUGCGCUGUUGGACGCCACGCGCAAGCUCAUCUCAGGGACAUCUGACAUUGCGAUCAACUGGUCGGGCGGGCUUCACCACGCCAAGAGGACAAUGCCGUCUGGCUUCUGCUACGUGAACGAUAUCGUGCUCAGCAUCCUAAACCUCCUCCGUGUGCACCCGCGUGUGUUGUAUAUCGAUAUCGAUAUCCACCACGGUGAUGGGGUCCAGGAGGCGUUUUACACCACGGACCGUGUCAUGACGGUGUCGUUUCACAAAUACAACGGCGAGUUUUUCCCCGGGACCGGCAACUUUGACGAGAUCGGGGUCAAGAAGGGCAAGCACUACUCGGUAAACGUGCCAUUGCGCGACGGGAUCGACGAUGAUUCGUAUAUCCGGCUUUUCAAGUCGGUCAUGGAGCCCCUCAUCACGUCCUUCCAGCCCAGCGUGAUUGUCCAGCAGUGCGGGGCCGAUUCUCUUGGCGGGGACCGGCUUGGCUGCUUCAACUUGAACAUCAAGGCCCACGCAGAGUGUGUGAAGUUUGUCAAGUCGUUUGGGCUUCCGAUGUUGGUUCUUGGCGGCGGCGGAUACACUCCACGGAACGUCUCGCGGCUCUGGUGCUACGAAACGAGCGUCAUAACGGAUGUCCAGCUAGAGGGGAAGCAGGUUCCGAGUAGCGUUCCGUUCCGCUCGUACUUUGCCAAAGAGAACUAUUUGUUGCAUCCGUACCUAGGGGAGCGGAUCGACAACAAGAACACAAAGAAGUACUUGGAGAGUGUGCGGAUCCAGAUUUUGGAGCAGUUGCGGUUUUUAAACGGUGCGCCGUCGGUCAGCAUGAGCGAGAUCCCGCCGGACAUUGGGGGGAUUACCGAGGAGGAGGAGCAGGCGUUGCGCGAGUUGAAUGAGGAGAUGGAGGUGAAUAAAAAUAGAAGCGAGGGUGGGGUCAGACAGUUGUGGGAUGAGAAGGAUGAGGCGAGGAAGGGAGAAUUGGUUGACUAG